This is a messenger RNA of Amoebophrya sp. A25, 1682 nucleotides long. Lineage: Eukaryota; Dinophyceae; Syndiniales; Amoebophryaceae. The record is from the annotation of a GenBank genome assembly.
AUGAAGCGAUGGGCCACACAGAAAGCAGACGAGGGUCGUCUGCCACUCGUGAGCACAAGUGGAGAUCGUGCUUUUGCCGAUUAUUCUAAGGUCAUGAAAGAUGGGCCUGCAGAUGAUGAUGAGACAGCAGCAGUUCUGCGUCAGAUCGAGCAAUUCAUGCAGGAGCAAAGGGAGAGGGAUGCUGCGGACAAGAAGACCGCUGAAGAAAUGUCUUCGUCCUCUAACGAUGGAGAACAUGUUGAGGCAUCUUUAACUCAUCGAGACAAUGUAUCUACUCGCAGCCGUCGGCAGGGCAGACAGCCGCAUUUUGCAAAAUCUAGUGGUUUUAAAUCAAACUCGCCGGCAAAAGUUGGAACAACUCAAUCGCGCGUAGCCGGAGCAGGUCUUGGACCGCGUUCUGAUGAGGACACAACUACUCAUGCACGAGGAGUAGAGGUAGAUGUUGACGCACAACGUCAACUAAAUAUUAGGGGCUCUUCUCCCGUGGGAGACCAUAGGACGAGAUCUAGCGCAUUGCAGAAGAUGCUGGAUGAUAUGACGUUCGGUCACAGUUCGCCGGAGGCACGCCAAGUUGCUCGCACGUCGCUUUUGCUCGAAGCAAUUGAGGAAGCCAAAUUGGCUGGAGACUUAGAGGCCGCUAACCUCCUGUUACCUCUAUUGAAUCAGCAAAUUAGUAGCAGCAAUAAACAGUCACUGUCACUACAGUCUCAACAGCACCAACAACAGCAAGCAGCAAAGCAAGAACAAACUCCGAGAUCACCUAAGGAAAGCAGGGGCGCAAGUAAGAGGACAAGAGGAGGAGGAACUUUUAGCGGAGGUGAACAUGAAGUAUUAAGAGAAAAACGCACAACGGGGAAGAGAGGUUCCUCCAAAAGUCAAAAGACUUCUCAACCAGGACAACAUCUUUCUUCGAGUGACACCGAUACAACGCAUGCUCUUCCGGGUCCUUCCUCCGAUGAACAUAUGGACGCAGCUGGGCGGUCAUCUAGAGGCACAGGAAUGAGUCCUAGAUCGAAAUCACAAAAGGUAGUACUAGACUUCACUUCUCUGGCUGGUGACGCACGGUCUACUGAGCAGACUUCUAGAAGUAGAGGUUCAAAGAAAAGGCAACCCCUUAAGGUUAAGCAGACCAUGACGUCAAGUAUUCACCAGAAAGCGACGCAGAGUCAGAGGAGUGAGAGACAGUCGUUUGUUCCUAGAAAUACGUCUGUUGACAAUGAGAAUGAUUCGCAGCAGCCAGGGCUCGACACACUUCUCGCGGAGGCUGAGGGACUUACAGCCAUGUUAGGUGAGGUGUCGGACAAGAUGGGUUCGAACGGGAUCCUCCCGCGCGUGUCAGAGGCGCAAACGCUCGGCGCGCUCACUGAGGUGGCGCAGCUAAGUGAGCAAGCUGAUGCACUAAAUGCAGACGUGGAACGUUUGACGGAACGCAUGAAAACGGAACAAGCUUUCUCACAAUUCAAAAUCGUGGGUGGCACACGAGGUUCGAGCAUCCGGACUAGUGCAGAAGCUGCAGGACCUACCAAGCCUGGACCUACCUACGUAGUUGCAUCUCCGACAUUGUCGUCCCCUCGCUCUCCUCUGUCGCGGAUGAACACACGCUUGGUCGGUAGCCCAAGACAGACGAUCCGUGAUUCAUUGCGAGAGGCAGUUGAAGCGCGAGAGAAGCGGCUCGGUUCCUC